Molecule: messenger RNA, 1044 nt
Organism: Ceratotherium simum simum (southern white rhinoceros)
Lineage: Eukaryota; Metazoa; Chordata; Mammalia; Perissodactyla; Rhinocerotidae
Gene: MANSC4
Product: MANSC domain containing 4
Biological process (GO): extracellular matrix organization; epidermis development; epithelium development
Cellular component (GO): plasma membrane
Molecular function (GO): serine-type endopeptidase inhibitor activity
Source: RefSeq, a predicted model, not a curated record
AUGCAUGUGGCAGUGGUGGCAGCAGACGUGAUAUUGCUCCUAAGCAUGGGGUGGACCACAGACUCGCUCUGCUCACCCACCACUUUUUACAGGGACUGCUGGAUCCGCCGCUUCCCAGGUCUCUUAAUUGACCUGGAGGAGUCGCAGAAGCUGGGAGCUCAGUCCUUGAAGUAUUAUUCUGAAAGCACUGGCCAGAAAUGCAGUAGGAGCUGCUGUCUUAGGAAGGAGGUUUCCUGUAACCUGGCUGUCUUCUACCACGAUCCUAUUCAUGACAAUGUGAACUGCCUUCAUAUUCACUGCCCGACCCUGGAGAGCUGCAUAUUAGAGCCCGGAACCAGUGCCAUUUUAUACAACAUAACAGACGGUAUAGAUCCAGAUUUGCUGGUUUUCGAACAAUCACUUCCCACAUAUCUAAAUACCCGUUCUUCACCUAAUACAUGGGACAGACUAAGGAUUCUAAAAGCUAUGAAUUUAGAUAAACAGCAAACCACCAUGAUAAACCAAAUACUACCAUCAAUAGAGGCUCCAUCAUCAACCACAUAUCAAGAUUUGGUUGCAAACACAAACAAUAUCAGGUAUUCCAAGAAAUUAGCCACAGAUUCUUGGGCAAGAUUCAUUUCCCUGAAUGACUCCAUUACCACAAAGGUAAAUAUGGUGCCAUCCAGUACUGAUGUCAUCAACAAUCCAGAUAACAAGACUAUUUCUCCUUUCUUUGUGCCCAUAGACACAAAACUUUCUCAUAUGCCUAUUCCAUCCCAACUCAACAGUAGUAAACAACUACUGAACAAAACCAAAGGGUACAACAGCAGAAACCACACAUCUGGGAAUGAAGACGCAACACCUGACGGGGCAUCUGUGACUUCAGAGACGUGGUUGGUUCCUGUGGGCCUUUGUACCUCUGUCAUCUUUCUUUGCUGUUGCAUAGUCAUCCUGGCCUCAUGCUGUCGAAAGCAGCAGGGUCAAUAUAAACCAGGACAGAGAAAGUCAGAUUCCAGGCAAAUUAAAAAAUGUAACAUUCUGAAGGAGCACUCUUAAUAGGAAAAG